CGGCCCCGAGGCGGAGCGGACUCGGACCCCGCAGCCACCUCCCGCAGCCGGCCCCGGAACAGCGGCGGACUCGGAUCCACAGCCGACGCCACAGCCAGCCCCACACCGGCCCCGGUCCCGGCCCCACACUCUGCUCCACAGCGGACCCAGCCCCAGAGCGGACCCCGUCCGGCCCCGCCAUGGAGCUUGAGGAGGAGGAAUUGGAUGUGUUGGAUCCAGAGAGGUUAAUCCAGUGCCCGUUGGUUAAACACCAUUGGAUCAGAGCACGCCGAUUUCCUUAUCACCUGGUGAAGUGUAAGGAGAGCAACCCUGAAAUUGCAAAGAAAUUGGCCACAUGCCCCUUCAAUGCUCGUCACCUGGUUCCUCAGGCCAACCUCAGUGACCACAUCAUAAAGUGCAACGACAAAGCCUUCAUGGAGCAAGAUGUGGUGAGCCGGUCGUGUAAGCCCCCACAGGAGCAGCUGAAUAAUGGGAGCACAUGGCAGGCACCUCCAUGUGAUGAAGACUGGGAAACAGAGUUGCUGGAGGGAUCUGAGUCUACUUUUGUGUGGGGUGUGAUCAACUCUACCAUAAACAGCACCAUCAGUGACCAGAACAACUCCUUGCCCUCACGGAUGCGGCCCCCUGACACCCUCCCGUACACCGUGUCUGCAGGGCUAAUUCGGAGUAUUAGCUCCUCCCCCUGGAGCUUGGUUUUGCCCCAGCAGUAAGUGUCUCCCUGACUUGGACAGGAGAGCUCCUGAAGAUGACAGACAUGAUCUGGACCUGAUGGCAGGACUCUCUACACUUGGCUUUUGUUUUAUAAUGCGUUUCUUGGAAUGUUUGAAUAUGUGGAACUGUCCUUGGUUGCCAGAUGUUUCCCCCAAGCAUUAGUUUUCAAAAUUACCCUCACCUUUACUUGAUUAAUUUUGUUACUGUUCUGGAAAAAUUAGAUUUACACAGACUCAAAAACCUUCCAUGCCCAGCCAUGGGUCAUGGUAACUCUCUGUGAACAGCAAAAACAACAGAAUUGCUCCAGAGAUUGGGAAACAGUAGGAGACCUUCAGAAGGAUUUUAAGGAGUAGGGGCUGAGGAAGUGAUUUUAAGCUGGGGAGGUAGGAUCUGAUUAGGUUCCUAAUUAGUGAAGUGAUAGUGGGAAACAGAACAGUUUGUGGGGCUGAAAAUACCCCCCAGAAUCUUGUCUCUUCCCUUGAAACUUUAAAAUGUGUGUGUACAUGGAGGAGCCCCUUGGGAGUUGGUUGCUCAUGGUCAGCACUAACUGCAAACAGAGGGAUGCAGGAACAGGGAGGGGGAAUGUCCUGCAGGAAUGGCAGAUUUGGGAGAAUUCAGGCCUGGCAUAGCAGAAACUGUUACAGCCCCAUUUCAGUGCAAUUCAGGAACCAUCCAACAGUAACUGCCAGGAAUUUCUACCCUGUGCCUUAAGCAUCUUGCUGUUCUCAGGAAGCCUAGAGGGAUUAUGUCGAACUUCUGCUGGACAUUUGGGAGAAGUUUUGGCUGUUUGCUGGGGAGCUGCAGCAAACUCCCUGCAACUGAGACUCCAGGAGUUGUGUUUGAGGGCCUAUUACAGCCUGGAGAGCACAAAGUGCUGAGAGUUUCUCCAGUCUGUGAGGAGGCUGAGAUUAAAAUCAUCCAGAGCAGCCAAACUUAGAAGUAUUUUUUCUGUGUGUACACUUGUUGUUUUUAUCUUGUUGGAGUCUGAGUUUGUCCUCAGGGUAUGGCACGUGUUCAGGUUGGGUUUUAAACAGUGUUCUCAUUUGCAAAGACUGCUUUGAGAGCAUCCUGACCUCUUUUGCAACCUCACACCUUCAGUCUUGCCUUUGUCAUCUUAGGCCUUACCUUUGUCUCCUGUGUGUGAGGGGCUUCCCCAGGCAGACCUUAACAGAGAAUCCUCUGCAAGUUCCUUGCAUCACACACAACUUCAAACAGGGGAAGUUUCAGGAGGACACUGAGGUGCUUUUCCAGUUUCCAUUAGAGUAUUGCAGUUUUCUAAAGCUUAAAACAUGUUUGAGAGCUCUCAGGUACCUGUUCUGUGUUGGGGGUGGGGAGUAGGAAUGGUUUAAAUCAGUAAAAUUGCAUGUUUAGGACUGAAGAUGUUCAGAUCAAGCAGUGUAUUUCUAAACAUGCAAAGUUCAAAAUGGGAUCUAAAUAUACAACCAUAAAGAAUUAAGAAGCCAAACAUGGUGUUUGACUAGAAAGAGAUUAAUGCCUUCAUCUUUUCCUCUAAAGACUGUAUUUCCACCAUCUGAAUACUACCACUAGAAAAUAAUAUAAGUUAACUGGAACAUGCAAAAUUAAGAUUCUUUUAAAAUUCUGUCAAUUUAUGUCAAGGUUCUUGUUGGCAAUUUAGAAUAAAAAUGUUUGAAAUGCC
Molecule: messenger RNA, 2368 nt
Organism: Parus major (Great Tit)
Lineage: Eukaryota; Metazoa; Chordata; Aves; Passeriformes; Paridae
Gene: GTSF1
Product: gametocyte specific factor 1
Exons: 7
Coding region: 180-710 (176 amino acids)
Source: RefSeq, a predicted model, not a curated record